Messenger RNA from Eimeria acervulina, 732 nucleotides. RefSeq lists its product as hypothetical. The coding region runs from base 1 to 732 and encodes 243 amino acids. The transcript is spliced from 4 exons. NCBI's taxonomy places the organism in Eukaryota, Apicomplexa, Conoidasida, Eucoccidiorida, Eimeriidae. The record is from RefSeq and is a predicted model, not a curated record.
AUGAGUAUGCUCAAAGAACAACUACAGCACAUGGGUUUGCAACAGGACCAGCUUAUCGAACUCGAGCUCGAUGUGUCGGGGCCUCUACGGUCAUCGCUCUUCCCCGUCUUAGCCGAGGCUUCCGAGAAAAAGGCGUGGGUUGAAGUAGAAGAUGCGGAGCUGAGCGCAAAGCUGCUUGAUAUUAAAAGCCUUAUGCAUCUUCGAAGAGGAGCAUUUGAGGAGGCUGUUACGAAAGCGUAUGAAGCCAUGACGGAUGCCGAAAUACAGAGACUGGAGCAGCCAAAUGUUUCAAAGCUGACCGCAAACCUGGAUUCUCAAGCAAUUGAGGCGACCAUCCGUCAAGCAUCUGCAGCAUUCAUCCAGGUUGCCAGCCUUAACCCAGACUCAUUUGCUGCCGCUCUUGGUGUAGAGGAAACAAUUGCCACAACGCAAGCCCUCAAGCACCUACAAGGAAUGGAAGCAGCCACACAGACGCUGAAGGAGGUGACGGCGAACCUCGAUGGGCAAGAUCCGACGGUAGCCGAUGAAUUGUUGACGAGCUGCGCCUCUCGCAUAAAGGAGAGACUUGAGGCAACAAUGAUUUCCGAACACAUGAAGAUAUGUGAAAUGAGACGCUCUAUUGACGAGACCAUUGGAGGGCUCAUUGACAAACGAAACUCGGCAUUUACCCAGCAAGUCGGCGUUUUGCUCUGUGCCCUGCCGUUGGCCGAGAAACUUCUCAAAAUUGAGUAG